GGGCUGAUGUCUGUCAGCCGGGCAGGCAGAGCCAUGGUGGAGGAUAGCGGUUUUCACACUGUUUGGGAGUAGGUGAAGUGAAGGUAGAAGCAGCUGCGCUGGCUGAGGAGCGCCCCUCACCCCUGCCCAAAGCCCCACGGACACACUUGAAGACCGCUGAGAAGGGUGUGGGAGUUGGGCGCAUGUGGCGCUCAGGCUGCCUUCGGGAGUCUGGGCCAUCAUGUCCACGCCCCGCCGCUCACCCAGGGCCCAGCCCUCCAAACGUUAAGACCCCCUGGAGCCAGAGGAGUCCCCAGUCUGCCCCCUGCUGGCUGUUGUUUCUCUGCCCACGUUUUUGGGUGUUCUUGUUUUGUUUUGUUUUCUUUUCUCUCUGAUGGAGGCCUAGGAGGACACAGGAGCCCAAACAGGCAGCAUCAAACUAUGACUGCUUCCCUCUUCUCUCUAUAGCACUCCCCCACCGGCCGCCCGACUGCUGCCCCCGGGCCGGCUUCCCCCGCUCCUCUCUCUCUUCUUAGCCACCCAAGAGAUAAACGGUAUGAAUAUGCUGGACAUCUAGGCGCUGGAGCUACACACGCUGGGUUCAAGUCCCGGCUCCGCUGGCUGUGUGACGCCCAGCAAGUUACUCGAAACCUCCCUGAGUCCCACUUUCCUCCUCUGUAAAAUAGGGGCAGUCGUAGCUCCUGCCUCCUCGGGUGAGGGGCCCUCUGUGCGGCCCCAGGCACACGGUGACCCCGAGUUACAGCGAUCAGACUUGUUCUUCCUCCCUUUGAUUACUUUCUCUGCUGUCUGUCCUCACCCUGUCUGUCACCUUGAAAAUCUCUGAUGGGGCUCUCCCCAGACAAAACUCUUCAGUGACCCUGCAUCACCCUGAUUAGUAGACCGAACAAGUAUUCCACUGAGCGGCUAGGACCUGAGCUAGGGCAGUGAGUCGGGCAGACUAAAAUCACUGUCCUUGCAGGGCUGGCGAGCUGGAGAGGCACCAAAGUGAAACAGGCUGGUCCACCGCGGAAAGGACGCCGAGGGGACAGAGAGUGUGGAGGGGCAUUGACUUUAAAGCGUUGUUGUUGUUUCUUAAGUUUAUUUAUUUAUUUUUGAGAGAGAGAGAGCGUGCAAGAGCAUUCCAGCCGAGGGAGUGGCAGAUGGUCAGGGCUCAGAGGCAGCGAGUCAGGGUUACCAGGGGGCGGUGGGUGGAGCAGGGUGAGCUAGGACAGGAGGGCAGGGCAGGAGGGCCCCUGCAGUCACCAUACGGGACUCUGCCCUUUCCUGGAGUGAGAUGGGAAGCCGUCGAGGGUUCUGAGGAGGUGAAUGUGACUCCUGGUUGAACAGGGGCCACUCUGGCUGCUCACGGAGAUGAUGCUCAGGGCAGGUGGAAGCAGGGAGACCGGUUAUGAGGUCACUGUUGGAAUCCCACUGGGAGGUGACCGGGAUGGCCACCAGGGGGCAGCAGUGGGCUAAUGAGCCUGGCCGGGUUGAAGCCACAGCUAUUGAAGGGAGAGCCACAAGCGUCGUCCCAUCGUCCCAUCGACUGGAUGGGGGUGUAACAGAAUGGUCAGAGGUGACCCCAGGGAUGUGGGCCUAAUGUAUUCAUUCCCUGGAGCUGCGGUGACAGUGAACCCCGAUUGCGUGGGAAGUUUAUUCUCCACAUACGGAGAGCCACACAGUGUAGUCUAAGCCGGUUGCCUCGUUCCCACGUGUCCCUGUUUCUGUCUCUCCUCUUCUUGUGUGAGGACCCCAGUCACAGGAUUACCCCAUACGCCACUUGGUGACAGACUCCAGCAUGACCUCAUCUUAACUAAAGGCAUCUGCAAUAACCCUAUUUCUAAAUAAGGUCACAUCCUGAGGGACCCGGGGUUAGGCCUUGACCUGUCUGAGGGACGCAAUUCAGCCCACACUCCCACACAGCUGGAAGGCACUGCCAUUGACUGAGGUGCAGGGAGCUGCAGGGGGCAGUCCGGCAGCACACCAGAGGACGUGGGCAGUGGGAGGUGCUUCUCGGAACCCAAGGGGGGCAUGGAGAGGGUUGGUCUGGUGUCCUGGGUGAGGACCUGACUGAAGAUUUACCUCCGGGAGCCCUCGGCACGUAGAUGGCUUUUUGGGUCACGAGACUGGCUGAGUCCCCAGGGGUAUGGGAUGCGGAUAAAUGUGAGCAGGAGGCAGGCAAGGGAGCCAAAAGCUGCGGGGGAAGCCGCAGAACAUGGGGUCCUGGGGCCCACGGAGGAGGCGGUGUGCAAGAGACCACCUGUGGCAGUGCUGGGUCCUACGUGUGGACCUAGAAACAUGGUCGGGGGGAGGGAGUGCUCUUGGGUGUUGGUUAAGUGUUCAACUUCAGCUCAGGUCAUGAUCUCACGGUGUGUGGGUUUGAGCCCCGCGUCAGGCUCUGCGCCUACUUGGGAUUCUCUCUCAAUCUCUCUCUCUCUCCCCCCACCCCAAAUAAAUAAAUAAACUAGAAAAACAAAACAAAACAAAACAGUUAUUAAAAAAAAGAAAACAUGGUGGGGGCCCGAGAUGGGAGAGGGUCUGAGAGAGAAGGGAAGAAUUAGAAAAUCUUCAGUUGCAACCGUCGUAGUCAUGUUUGAUUUAGGCAGACGUCACCAGUGGAUGUGAAAACCCUGGAGUGUGAGAUUGCCGGGAACAGGAUGUCUCGAAGUUAUCUCCCCACGGGCUACUUACUCAUUACAAAGAGAAAAAGAGUCUUUACGCAGUACCGCGAGGCCCCCAAGGGAUCCAGCCGCACUGACGGGCGCACUGAGGAGGGCACAGUCCACUCUCUCGUGUCGUUGCCCCAAAUGCUCAGCCUGAAACCAUCCAAGGACCUCCAGAAAGAUCCCCGUGGAGGGGCUUUCUCCCAGACUGCUGGCUUGAAUGCUUCAAAAACGUCAGUGUGAUGAAAGAAAAAACAAAAAGGACAGAGAACUCUUUCUUAAAGGGAUAAACAGAUACAAACGAACGCAUGCGCGAAUCUUGAAUUGGCUCCCGUAUGGGGAAGAAAGCUAUAAAGGCCAUUGUUCAGACAGCGGACCUUAGACGGAUCAUAUACCAGCGUUCAGUUUCCCGAGGGUGCCCAUUGUUUUGGGGGUUUGUAGGAGAACGCCCACGCCCUUCUGUGCCAGGGGAGAGGUAUGCCACCACGCUGACUGCCAGCAGCUGCACCGCCGGGGGCCCCUCAACCUCUGCGAGGCCUGUGACAGCAAGUUCCACAGCGCCAUGCAUUAUGAUGGGCACGUCCGCUUCGACCUGCCUCCCCAAGGCUCUGUUCUGGCCAGAAACGUGUCUACCCGGUCAUGCCCCCCACGCACCAGCCCUGCAGCGGACUUGGAGGAGGAAGAGGAAAGCUCUCUGGAUGGCAAAGGGGACCGGAAGAGCACAGGCCUGAAACUCUCCAAGAAGGCAAGGAGGAGACACACAGAUGACCCCAGCAAGGAGUGCUUCACCCUGAAGUUUGACCUGAAUGUAGACAUUGAGACAGAGAUCGUACCAGCCAUGAAGAAGAAGUCGCUGGGGGAGGUGCUGCUGCCGGUAUUUGAAAGGAAGGGCAUCACGCUGGGCAAGGUGGAUAUCUACCUGGACCAAUCCAACACGCCCCUGUCCCUCACCUUUGAGGCCUACAGGUUCGGGGGACACUACCUGCGGGUCAAAGCCAAACCGGGGGACGAGGGGAAGGUGGAACAGGGAGUGAAGGACUCCAAAUCCCUGAGUCUGCCAAUCCUGCGGCCAGCCAGGGCCGGGCCCCCCUCCUUGGAGCGCGUGGAACCCCAGAGCCGCCGGGAGAGCCUGGAUAUCCUGGCCCCUGGCCGCCGCCGAAAGAACAUGUCGGAGUUCCUGGGGGAGACGAGCAUCCCUGGGCAGGAGGCCCCCACGCCUUCCAGCUGCUCUCUGCCCAGUGGUAGCAGUGGUGGCAGCGACAGCUGGAAGAACCGGGCGGCCAGUCGCUUCAGUGGCUUCUUCAGCUCGGGCCCCAGCACCAGCGCUUUGGGCCGGGAGGUAGACAGGAUGGAGCAGCUGGAGGGCAAGCUGCACGCCUACAGCCUCUUCGGGCUGCCGCGGCUGCCCCGCAGGCUGCGCUUCGACCACGACUCGUGGGAGGAGGAGGGGGACGAGGAGGAGGAGGAGGAGGAGGAGGAGGACGCCUGUCUGCGGCUAGAAGACAGCUGGCGGGAGCUCAUUGAUGGGCCUGAGAAGCUGUCCCGGAGGCAGUGCCACCAACAGGAGGCGGUGUGGGAGCUCCUGCACACAGAAGCCUCCUACAUUAAGAAACUGAGGGUGAUCACCAACCUGUUCCUCUGCUGCCUCCUGAACCUGCAAGAAUCGGGGCUGCUGUGUGAGGUGGAGGCCGAGCGCUUGUUCAGCAACAUCCCCGAGAUCGUGCGGCUGCACCGCGGACUGUGGGGCAGCGUGAUGGUGCCGGUGCUGGAGAAGGCGCGGCGCACGCGGGCGUUGCUGCAGCCCGGGGACUUCCUCAGAGGCUUCAAGAUGUUCGGCUCCCUCUUCAAGCCCUACAUCCGAUACUGCAUGGAGGAGGAGGGCUGCAUGGAGUACAUGCGUGGCCUGCUGCGCGACAACGACCUCUUCCGGGCAUACGUCACGUGGGCUGAGAAGCAUCAGCAGUGCCAGCGGCUGAAGCUGAGCGACAUGCUGGCCAAGCCCCACCAGCGGCUCACCAAGUACCCGCUGCUGCUCAAGUCAGUGUUGAGGAAGACCGACGAGCCGCGCGCCAAGGAGGCCGUCGUCACCAUGAUAGACUCGGUGGAGCGCUUCAUCCACCACGUGAACGCGUGCAUGCGGCAGCGGCAAGAGCGGCAGCGGCUGGCGGCCGUGGUGAGCCGCAUCGACGCCUACGAGGUGGUGGAGGGCAGCAACGACGAGGUGGACAAGCUCCUGAAGGAAUUUCUGCAUCUGGACCUGACAGCACCCAUCCCUGGCGCCUCCCCCGAGGAGACACGACAGCUGCUGCUGGAGGGGAGCCUGAGGAUGAAGGAGGGGAAGGACAGCAAGAUGGACGUGUACUGCUUCCUCUUCACGGACCUACUCUUGGUGACCAAGGCGGUGAAGAAGGCCGAGAGGACCAAGGUCAUCCGGCCGCCGCUGCUGGUGGACAAGAUUGUGUGCCGGGAGCUUCGAGACCCCGGCUCCUUUCUCCUCAUCUACCUGAACGAGUUCCACAGCGCUGUGGGGGCCUACACGUUCCAGGCCAGCGGCCAGGCUCUGUGCCGUGGCUGGGUGGACGCCAUUUACAACGCCCAGAACCAACUGCAGCAGCUGCGCACCCAGGAGCAGCCAGGCAGCCAGCCGCACCUGCAGAGCCUGGAAGAGGAGGAGGACGAAGAGGACGAGGACGAGGACGAGGAGGAAGCGGGGGAGAGUAGUGCUUCUGCCGCCAGCUCCCCCACCAUCCUGCGCAGGAGCAGCAACAGUCUCAACUCCCAGCACUGUGCCUCAGAUGGCUCCACGGAGACCCUGGCCAUGGUUGUGGUGGAGCCUGGGGAGCUGCUGUCCUCUCCCGAGUUCGAGGGUGGCCCCUUCAGCUCCCAGUCGGACGAGACCUCUCUCAGCACCACUGCCUCAUCUGUCACGCCCACCAGCGAGCUGCUGCCCCUGGGGCCCGUGGACGGCCGCUCCUGCUCCAUGGACUCUGCCUACGGCACCCUCUCCCCCACCUCCCUGCAAGACUUUGUGGCCCCAGCCCCUGUGGUGGAGCCAGCGCCCCGGCCCCCAGAGUUACCACAGGCCCCUUCACCCCCACCCUCACCCCAUCUCCGCCGCCGCACCCCUGUCCAGCUGCUGCCCCGCCCGCCCCACCUGCUCAAGUCCAAAUCUGAGGCUAGCCUCCUCCAGCUGCUAUCAGGGGCCACUGCCCGUGGAGCGCCCCCGGCCCCCAGCCGCAGUCUGUCAGAACUCUGCUUGGCCGUUACGGUCUCUGGCACGAGGACUCAGGGCUCCCCUCAGGAAGCCGGGCCCAGCUGGGUUCACCAGGGGGCACCUAGCCCUGGCAGUGGCCCCAAGCUAUCAGAGCUGGAGGGCAGAACCAGCUGCCCAGCUGGGGCGCCCGAAAGACCCACCAGGAGGAGCAGAGAGCUGUCCUUGGGGGCCUCACCCAGGGUGCAGCCCGAGCCCCACCCAGGGAUCUCUGCCCAGCACCGGAAGCUGACGCUGGCCCAACUGUACCGAAUCAGGACCACCCUGCUGCUUAACUCCACGCUCACUGCCUCGGAGGUCUGAGCAGAGGGAGGCCCCCGAGGGUGCCACUGACCGAGAGACAGCAAACAGCAUGCCUCCUGGGGCAUCCGGGUCCCUGCUCCGGCUGCUGCCCGCACAGUAGCCAGAGCGCCGGGCAGGACCCCUGAUUUGCACUUUGCCAGACUGGAUGGAAGUGGAGGAGGGCUCAGCAGAGCUCCAGGCCCAGGCCGCAGUACUUCCUCAGGACUCCCCCCAAGGCCACCCCCACUAACCUGUCCAGCCGACCCCCGCAGGGUCCCUUGUUCGCUGCUCCCUGAAGUCACCAGCUCCAAUCCUGGGGUGGGCUCCAGGGCGGCCUUUCCCACCUCCACCCUCAUCCGGCCCCAAACGGGAUGUUUGCUCUCCUGUCCUUGCCUCCCUCUCUCCCAGGCCCACUGGCCACCCCAGGCUCGGGUUGGGCUCUGUGUAAAGUUGCAUAUUUAUUGAGCUUUUGAUUCUUUUAUAAAGACUUGUAUAUACUA
Acinonyx jubatus (cheetah) is the source of this 6695-nucleotide messenger RNA. RefSeq names its product pleckstrin homology and RhoGEF domain containing G5 (gene PLEKHG5). Gene Ontology annotation, molecular function: guanyl-nucleotide exchange factor activity. The transcript has 21 exons. Gene Ontology annotation, cellular component: axon; endocytic vesicle; plasma membrane. NCBI's taxonomy places the organism in Eukaryota, Metazoa, Chordata, Mammalia, Carnivora, Felidae. The coding region runs from base 3205 to 6216 and encodes 1003 amino acids. The record is from RefSeq and is a predicted model, not a curated record. Gene Ontology annotation, biological process: endothelial cell migration; Rho protein signal transduction.